GUACUUGUUUCAGACAAGUAAUAGAAUCUUAUUUCAGACAUAUCAACAGCAGCUGUCAUUGUGCAAAGACGACUUUCAUGGCUAGCAAAUCCAGAAAUAUAAUAUUCAAUUUUUUAUUCUUUUCUAUGCUUUCCACCCCUUGACCUCCUCCUAGCUUAGCUCCUCCCCUUCCCUACAUCUCGUCCUGCCCCCCGGUUCUCUCUCUCUCUCUCUCUCUCUCUCAGGCAGCCGCUUCCACACCGACCUUCUCUUCUUCUACCCAUGUUUGAUCUUGGCGACGAGCUUACAGUAGAAGGCUAUAGAAUUCCCUGGCUGAUAUGGAUCCAAAUAUUGAUCUUGGUCCUCCUCGUCAUUCUCCUUUUCUGUUUCAGUUUCUUUCCUUCAGAUCUCUCGGACACCACCACCUCUUCUUCCUCAGCUGCGCCAUCUGCUGUUGGUGUCUUCAUGCCUCUAAAUUCCCAUUUAGACAAGCAAACACUCGAGCAUAAUGAUCACACAACAACUGCCACAGACUGCUUGCAACACAGCCAGGUACAUCAGAACAAAAGUAUAAAGGGAGAGAUAACAACAAACACAGGCAGAAGAAUAGUAAGUGAAGACAACUUCGGAAAUUCUGCAAACUUCAUCGAUUUCCAUCCCUGCAACUAUUUUAGGCUUGCUAAACUUGCAUUUCUUAAGUGUUUUGGCUUGGACUCCAUGUCUGAUAAUUCCUUAAACUCGGAGCAGAAAAAAGAAAGAUAAUAUAUGUUAUCGUGCUACUCUUUAACUGAUCACUUUGAGUUCAUCUAUCUAGCUUUUCUGAAGUUGUUGUACAGGAGACGAACCUCUCCAGAGAAAAAUCUGUACAGGAAAUUUGCUGCCAUUUGCUUAAGAGGAGGUCGAUUUUGACGAGAACCACUGAUCCCAGGGAAUAGAAAUCAGGUUGCAGCUUGUUUCAGGUGUAUGCUGCUAAAAUCAUGCAAGGUGUGACCGUUAUGGUUUUCAAUCAGAGUAGAGGCUGAAAAUGUUGAUUGGAGCAAAGUUGGUUUCCCAUGAAUUUCCCAUGUAUUUUGACACAGAUCAUGGGAUUGUGUGCUAAGCAUAAAUUGCUUUCUUUGACUCAAAAAUAAACUCUGCGGCAUAUUUCUUUUAGAGUAGAAUGAUCAAGCUCUUUGGCAUUUGCGUUCCCA
Molecule: messenger RNA, 1169 nt
Organism: Populus trichocarpa (black cottonwood)
Lineage: Eukaryota; Viridiplantae; Streptophyta; Magnoliopsida; Malpighiales; Salicaceae
Exons: 2
Coding region: 262-741 (159 amino acids)
Source: RefSeq, a predicted model, not a curated record